Messenger RNA from Paramecium pentaurelia, 987 nucleotides. The record is from the annotation of a GenBank genome assembly. Lineage: Eukaryota; Ciliophora; Oligohymenophorea; Peniculida; Parameciidae.
AUGUUUAAUUUAUAUUCUUAAAGAGGCUCUAUAAUCGAAAAAGAUAGAAUUAAAUCCUAAGGGAACACAUUAAAUGUUCCUAGAACUGAUUCAUUGCUUACUGAUUAAAAACAUAAGGGUUGUUUACAGAGAAUAAAUAUUCUUAUUUAAGAAUUAGAUAGAAUGUCAGAAGCUUAAAAGAUGGCUAAUUUAGAGAUUUAGCAUUUACAAAAAGAAAUAGAGAAAUUGUAGAGAGGCGGAAAUUAAUUAAAUCAAUUGAGUACAUUAGAUGAAUAAGGAAAAGAGGAAGAAUUACGAUUAGAAAAAUAAAAAUUUCAUUAAUAUAAACAACUUAAAGAACAAUAAAUUAUUGAAUUAGAAAAUGAUCUUAUAAAAACACAUAAAGAAUUAAAGGAAGAAAAAUUAAUAAGAUUAGAUUUAAAUCACCGCUUUGAGAUUAAAUGUUAAGAGGUUGAAAGAUUGAAACAAGAAAUUGAGAAAUUAUAAAUCUAAUCAAAUUCAAUAAAUAAUGGUGGAAUAUUAAAUUAAUUACAUGGAGAUUUGAUUCAAUUUUAAAAUGAAAAUAAAGAAUUAAAACAAAUUAAUAUAAAAUAAUAAUCUUAAAUAGAUAAAUUACUUGAAGGUUCAAAGAUUAAUCAAUAAAUAAAUUAAUAAUAUUAUGAAACAUAAAAAAUUACAUAAUAGUCUUUAGAAGAAGCAUUAUUUCCAUCAACUAAAAUAAAUCCUAUAAAGAAAAUGAAUAGAGCAUUGACUAUUUAACCUAUUGAACCAUAUUAUAAUAAGAGUCUUUAUCAAUCAAAUAGAUUAUCAAUAAAUUAUCCAUAAUAAUAAUUUAAAAUUGAAAAUAAUGAACAAGAAUAAGAAAAUGAUAAUUCUUAUGAACAUUAAUAUCAUUCUAAUACAAAAAGAAAGGAGUAUUCAAAUAAUAAUUGCAAAGUAUUUGAAGAUACAUAAAGAACUAUAAGCAAAUAAUAUAAUUAAUUUUGA